Myxozyma melibiosi is the source of this 1095-nucleotide messenger RNA. RefSeq names its product nuclear and cytoplasmic polyadenylated RNA-binding protein pub1. Bases 1 to 1095 code for a protein of 364 amino acids. The record is from RefSeq and is a predicted model, not a curated record. Gene Ontology annotation, molecular function: mRNA binding. NCBI's taxonomy places the organism in Eukaryota, Fungi, Ascomycota, Lipomycetes, Lipomycetales, Lipomycetaceae. The transcript has a single exon.
AUGACAGACCCACCAAAGCGCGUGCUCUACGUCGGCAACCUCGACGCGCGCGUUGACGAGCAGAUGCUCACCGAGCUGUUUGCUCCCGCCGGCGCGAUCGAGUCGGUGAAAAUCAUCCCUGCGGCAGUGCACAAGCAGGGCCCUGGUCUGACCAGCUACGGCUUCGUCGAGUUUGUCGAGCACGAAGCCGCCCUCAACGCGAUCCAGACCUACAACGACCGGCUCGUGAUGCAGGCCGAGAUCAAGGUCAACUGGGCGGCCAAGAACAAGACCCACAUCUUUGUGGGCGAUCUCAGCAGCGACGUCAACGACGAGGUUCUCGCGCAGGCCUUCUCGAUCUUCCCGUCCAUGACCGAGGCCCGCGUGAUGUGGGAUCCCAAGACCGGCCGCAGCAGAGGCUACGGGUUCGUGUCCUUUGCUGAUGCGGCCGAGGCCGAGAACGCGCGCCAGAAGAUGGACGGCGAGUGGCUCGGCUCGCGCAACAUUCGCUGCAACCGCGCCUCGCAGCGCAACUCGCACUCGCAGCAGAUGGGCGGCAACAGCUCGAUGGGAGGCCAGGGCGGCCCCGGUAAUGGAAACGGCUCAGCGACCGACUAUGAGUCUGUGGUGCAGCAGGCGCCGGCCUGGCAGACGACCGUCUACGUCGGCAACCUGUCGCCGUACACGACGCAGAACGAGAUCGUGCCGCUGUUUCAAUCGUUUGGGUAUGUGGUCGAUGUCCGGAUACAACCCGAGCGAGGCUAUGCGUUUGUGCGGAUGGACUCGCACCAGGUGGCAGCUCUUGCUAUCGCGCAGAUCAACGGGGUGAUGAUCAACGGGCGUCCGGCCAAAUGUGGCUGGGGCCGGGACCAGAAUUCGGGAAACAUGGCGAUGGGAAUGCAGGGAAACGCGAUGGGCCACGGUCCGGUUGGCCAGCGCCAGAACCAUCAUCAGGGACAUCAGCACCAGCAGCAGCAAGUUCAGCAGGCGCUUGGGUUUGAGGGGUAUUCGAAUCAAAAUUACCGGAUGCCAUAUGGCGGAGGGGGAUAUGGAAACCAGUUCCAGGGAGGGUUCAGGGGACGCGACCGGGGAUACGAUUAUCAGAGGAAUAUGUAG